This is a messenger RNA of Acanthaster planci (crown-of-thorns starfish), 1887 nucleotides long. RefSeq names its product mannose-6-phosphate receptor, cation dependent (gene m6pr). The record is from RefSeq and is a predicted model, not a curated record. Gene Ontology annotation, biological process: protein targeting to lysosome. Gene Ontology annotation, molecular function: protein domain specific binding. Lineage: Eukaryota; Metazoa; Echinodermata; Asteroidea; Valvatida; Acanthasteridae. Gene Ontology annotation, cellular component: Golgi apparatus; trans-Golgi network; endosome.
CACGUGUCGUCAGCAUGCAGCUAGAGUUAUACCACCUGACCUGUUUGUUGCUUGAUUGGGGUUGAGUUGUAACUUGUACGUUUCAGUGAUUUCAGUUGCCUGUUUGCUGUAGUUUCAUCUUUAAAAGAUGGCUAUUUUUCUUCUUAUUUUGAGUGUCUUAAUUUUUGCACGGCCGAUCGUCAGUGACUGUGUCGUUGAUAGUGAGACAGAAACCCAAUAUAAAGAUUUAAUUAAACCUCUCAUGGAACAACAUUUAACUUUGACAGAUAGUGCAGGAAAUUAUUCUUAUGAUAUCCGGUUCUGCAAUGCGAUUGAGGGUCAGUCAACAAAGGAUGUUGGAGUUCUUCAAACAGAACUUAAGCCCGACAAGCCAUCGGCACCUCAAAAAGUGGUAAUUGGAAGAAUAACAGCAACAGAUAUCAAAACUGGAAGUGAUUGGAUUUUACUAACGUAUAAAAAUGGGGAAACAUACCACAGCCACUGCGGACAUGAAGCCAGACAGGCUCACAUCAUGAUGCUUUGUGACUCUAAACAGCUUGUGGGUAAACAUGCCGUUGUAGAGGAAAACAAUCAGAAAGACAGAGAUUGCUCCUAUAUAUUUGAGCUGGCCACAUCAGCAGCCUGUACAGCGCCCUCAGUAUCUCCAAUCCAAGGCCUCAGCAUUGGGUCCAUCAUCGUUAUCAUAACGGUUUCCGUAAUUGUAGCAUACAUUAUCUUGGGGUUCAUCUAUCAGCGUUGCUUUAUGGGAGCCAAGGGCAUCGAGCAAUUCCCCAACAUUUCCUUUUGGAGGGACUUUGGCAAUCUUGUAGCUGAUGGAUGUGUUUUGGUGUUCCGCACCAAUCCCCCACAAGAGUCACGGAGCUACAAGGGGUUGGGGGAUGACCAGCUUGGGUUUGAUGAAGAUGAGGAAAGGGAUGAUCACAUGUUGCCAAUGUAGGGCUCUGAUUGGUCAACAGUUGUUGACUUUUUUAUUUAUCUUCAUUUGUGAGCUAAAAGUGACUUUGAAGACUUUUCUCUUCAUGUUUGAAGGAUUGGGGUUUUGAGAUAGCAAGAGGUUCAUUCAUUUUGUGUCCUUGUAAUGGUAGCCAUUAUGUAUUACGGUUCACUAUAGGUGUUUGCUAUCUAAUGAUUUAUACCCGGACAAUGUAACCCUCAGAUGUGUGUAUAUGAAAAUGUUUAUAUUUUGGAGAGCUUCUGUUGAAAGAACAAUUUUUUUGCUUUAAUUACUUCAUAGUUGAGCAUUCAGAAUUUUGUUGUAUGAAAUUUCAACAGUUUUAAUUUAAUUAAUGAUCAAGUUACUAUCAAUUUUUUGGCAUCUGAUAUUUUUCCUAUUGUCAACUCAAACCAAUGUGCAUCUGGCACAUGUCAUCACAUUGGCACAGUACAUUUGUCAGAAAGUUUGGGUUAGAAAUUGUUAGACUUUGAAAUGAUGUUUGGUUGAAAGAGUGUGGUAAUGGUCACUUCAGUGUGGGAUUUCCAGAAGCCUUUAAACUUAGAUUUCCAUGGAAUUCUCCUGGGAUCCAUCAAAUUCUACCAGUGCAAUUUGAGUUUGAUUGUAUUUUGGUACACAGCCUCGAGCACCAGCAACCACUCUGAAAUUGUGCUUUCAACAAUGCAAAUCCUUCACAUCUCCAGGAAUUUUUGUUGUAACCCAUAAAAUCACGGUUCUCUUGAUAUUGGUUGGACUUUAUGCUUGAUGUAAUGCUCGCAUUGCUAAAUCCAGCUCUGUUAUAUGUAGAUUGCCUCAGGUCAAAUUGAUCAAAAGGUGAGCUUGAGAAUAGACAGUUAAAAGUUGGAAGCCAGAUUUGAACACCGCCACGUCCUACAUGCAUAAAUCACAUGCGACAUUACCACUGCGGAACAUCCAAUCAAAUGAUUUUUUUCUCC